GGGGGGGGGGGGUGGCUGCCAUGUUGCUACUCCCCUCCCUUCACAAUUAGCCAAUCAGCAAAGGCCGUGGCAGGCAGGAGACAUAAAGCACAAGAUUGCAGCACAAGCAGAGAAGGAUACUGAGAGAGUUGCUGGGGAACCCUCAUCCAACACACCCAUCCACCCAAAAAAGAGAGUACCUGCUGGGGACAAUAACCACCAUAAGAAAGAAGCCUCUUUUUUCCCUUUUCCGUCUUUUCUUUUUUUCCCCCAAAAAAAAAAGACAGAGAGAAAAAAAAACAACCGAAGACAGAGGUUUUUCUUUUUCUUUUCCGGAGAAAACUGCCUUUUAUUUUUUUUUAUUUUUAAUUUUUGUGUUGUUGUUUGCUGCCACUGCCGCUGGUUUUUAAUUUUCUCUCUGUCAUCUGUAUUGUGUCCCCACUCGGCCUUGGGAAAAGAAAAAAGAAAAAGGAAAGAGAAAAAUACCACGCUAAAUACAAUAUCAAAUACAAUAUUUCAGCAGGCAGCAUAUCCCCUCACAAAGCCAAGUGGCUAUUCCAAGACCUCAUCGACCGGACCUGUUCCCUCUUUUUACAACAAGAAUGGUUACACAGAUAAUCAGCACCAUGGAGACUCAGGUGUCUAAUGGUCCCACGGCUAACAGCCUCCCCAAUGGGCCUGUGAUCGGCGGCAGCAGCUCCACUGACGACAGCAAAACCAACCUGAUCGUCAACUACCUGCCCCAGACCAUGACCCAGGAGGAGUUCAAGAGCCUCUUCAGCAGCAUCGGAGACAUCGAGUCCUGCAAACUGGUCAGAGACAAGAUCACAGGUCAGAGCUUGGGCUACGGCUUCGUGAACUACGUGGACCCCAAUGAUGCCGACAAAGCCAUCAACACGCUGAACGGGCUCAAACUGCAAACCAAAACGAUCAAGGUGUCGUACGCCCGGCCGAGCUCGGCCUCCAUCCGAGACGCCAACCUGUAUGUCAGCGGGCUGCCCAAGACCAUGAGUCAGAAGGACAUGGAGCAGCUGUUCUCGCAGUACGGCCGAAUCAUCACCUCCCGCAUCCUGGUGGACCAGGUCACAGCAGGCAUAUCGCGAGGCGUGGGCUUCAUCCGGUUUGACAAGCGCAACGAGGCGGAGGAGGCCAUCAAGGGCCUGAACGGGCAGAAGCCGCUGGGCGCCGCCGAGCCCAUCACCGUCAAGUUCGCCAACAACCCCAGCCAGAAGACGGGCCAGGCACUGCUCACCCAGCUGUACCAGACUGCGGCCCGCCGCUACACCGGCCCCCUGCACCACCAGACGCAGAGGAUAAGACUCGACAAUUUACUAAACGGCAGCUACGGAAUGAAGAGCUCUCCCUCUCUCCUCCCCAGGUUCUCCCCCAUCACCAUCGACAGCAUGAGCAGCCUGGCGGGGGUGAGCCUGACAGGGCCCACGGGGGCCGGCUGGUGCAUCUUCGUCUACAACCUGUCCCCCGAGGCCGACGAGAGCGUCCUGUGGCAGCUGUUCGGCCCCUUCGGCGCCGUCACCAACGUCAAGGUCAUCCGCGACUUCACCACCAACAAGUGCAAGGGCUUCGGCUUCGUCACCAUGACCAACUACGACGAGGCGGCCAUGGCCAUCGCCAGCCUCAACGGCUAUCGUCUGGGAGACCGCGUGCUGCAGGUCUCCUUCAAAACCAGCAAGCAGCACAAGGCCUGAACAGCAGGGCGGAGAGAGAGGGAGAGAGUGAGAGAGAGAGAGAGAGAGAGAGAGAGAGAGAGAGAGAGAGAGAGAGAGAGAGAGAGAGAGAGAGGGAGAGAGAGAGGGAGAGGAAUCGCCACAACUCCUUAAUCCUGCAGGGGGAGCCCCAUAGCUCCCUACUACACUCACCCCACAUGGGUCUGGAUAACGUCUCACACAUACACUGAUGCGUGAACACACACACACACACAGACACACAGAAGCGUGAAAACACUACACAAACACCCUCCUGCACACACACACUGAUGCAUGAUCAUACGCACACACACACAUGCAUUGUGCAGACACAGGUAUAAUCACAUGCUAGACAUCACACGCACACACAUGCACGAACGCACGCACUCACACACUCGCACACACAUACACACAGAAUGGACUGUUGGACUGUACCACCAGUGGUGUCAGUAGAGUUCCAUGCAUGUUUAUAGUUUGGUCUGCUAAACUGCCGUGAAUGUUGAAUAGCAACAAAAUACCCACAGCGACUGCACCAGAACACACCAGAGUUGUAACAACGUUUAUUGUUAGCUUGCUAGAGUAAAAUGUUGUGACAUUUUGUUGUCGGCUUGGUAGGAGAGUGAAAUGUUGCAACAACAUUUUGCUUUAUGCUUGGUAGAGGAAUGAAAUGUUGUGACAACGUUUUAGUAUUGGCUUGGUAGAGGAAUGAAAUGUUGUGACAACGUUUUAGUAUUGGCUUGGUAGAGGAGUAUUAUCACAGACCUGACACUGUAAAUCAGUUCAAAUCUUCACACUGGAGCCAUACCUUCAGCUCAAGGUCCUGUCAAAUUUAACAUCAGAAAUCUUCCCCGACGGAAUUAAAUACGAUUUUAAAAUUUGCCCUCUGAUGACAGAAAAAAACACAUUGUUAAAAGUAUUUCAUAUGAUAUGAUAUAUGAUGUAUAGUAAAAUAUAAAAUAUAGUAUGCUUUUGUAACCAUCUGUUCAAAUUCUAGCUCUUCCUCGUUCUUUUUUUACUUUUAACUGAAAAGAGAAAAGGGAACAUUCAUUAGAAUAAAAAAAUAUUUUCCACAUUUGUGGUGGGAAGGAGUCCGGGAAAAAAACUAUAUAAAGGCAAAAAAUAUAUAUAUACAUAAAAAUGGUUAACUGUGUUGAAAUCACAUUUUGAUUUUCUAAAUAUCGCUGAGUUAGCCAAAGAGGACGACGAUCUCUUUGAGGUGAGAGGGUUACGUAAGAAAUAAAUAUAUUUUUAUAAAAAAAAGGGAAAAAAAGAACAUGCUGAGACUUUUUACUGAUUGUUGAGCUCAAAAAUAUUUUGACAGACCACAUUGUUUCUUUUACGCUGUUUAAAGAAACAAGGGGAAGGGAUUGCGGAAGGGGAGGGAGGGGGGCAAGAACCAUUUUGUUGUGUGAGAACACUUGAUUGUUCGGUACAAAAUCAAAAAAAAAAAAACAAAAAAAAAAACUUUUUAGUCAGUACAAAAAAAUAAAAUAAAAAUCAGGCUUAUCCCCAAAUUAUUAUUAUUUAUUUCCUAAUAUAGGUUCAAUUCCAUAUUUGAUUAGCCCCACCCUCACUCCACCAUAGCCCCACCCACUUCGCCAUGGUCCCACCCACUUCACCGUAGCCCCACCCACUUCUCUGAAAGUGAACUGUGAGAUUCCAGUUCUGUGAUGCAUGAAAUAUAUAGAGAGGCAGAGCUAACACAGCUUCCCAGAGAGGUGGAGGAACGGGGUGCCAAGUUUCCUCCCUCGUCACCAGUUCCUAAAAGCGCAUAGAUCCCCAGUAAAUAACCGAUACAAGCAAACGGCUCCUGACAGAUGCCCCUUCAUUAUCUGAGGAACAAAAAAUAAAAGGAAAUAAAAUAAAUCCUUACGGAACAGCAAGUGCAAUGAGCUUCGUUUUUAUAUUAACUUAAAACAUGAAAUAUAUAUUUUUUAAGAAAUUAAACAUCAAACUGAAAUUGCAGAAAAGCAAAAGGAUCAAAUAAAGAAAAAAAAGACAAAAAAAACGUUAAAAAUGUUUGUCGGUUUAUUAGCGCUAAAAGCUCUGAUCCCCUGGAAUCAUACACUUCCUGAGCCCCUGAUUCGUGUCCUGAGUAUGUGACGUUAAUGCGAACAAAUGAUUCGGCAUCAAAAUCUCUUACCUUUUUUUGAUCGUUAAAACAAACAAAAAGAAACAAAAUAAACUAGCAUCAACACAAGAUUGUUCAAGGGAUACUUCAUUUUCACAAUAUGUUCUUAAGUUUAUGCGUUGUUCUGUUUUUUUCUUUUUUCAAUGUUCUUUGGUUUAUCCAUCCUCUUUUACAGUUACUGUAUAUCCCGUAUUGGGUCUACCCAUCAUGCAUCUGUUCUCUUUGGUUCACCCCGUGUAUAUCUCAGAGUAGGCGGCUUUGGUUUCUAGGUAUGUUUUGCAUAUCAGAAUCACGUGUUGAUUUUGCGUCUUUGUGUGGUUAAUAUAGCCUAACUGUAGGUUAACGUGGGUCUAAGAUUUUAUUUGAUUCAUUCCCUUCUUUUGGGUACACAUUUAAAUGGCUUUUGUUUCAUUGUUUAAAUAAUUAGUUGCCGUUCUUAAGUUUGCAGAUUUUAGAAUUAGUUGCCUUUAUUUCAAUACAAAAUGUGUACAAUUGUGUUUGUAAAAGUCUGUGGUAGCUUUUAUUGCGGCAAAAAUAUAUAUAUAUAUAUAUAUAAAAUGGAAAAAUUACUACAAGAUAGCGCCAACAAACUUGUAAUUAUUUGGGUGACUUUAAGCUCGUAGUUUUAACUUAUUGUUAACUUAAAAACUAUUUAUUAUCAUUAUUAUUAUGAUUAUUAUUAUUAUCAUUAUUAUUGCCUCGUAUAAAAGUAUGUUUUGUGUAUAUUUAUGGUUUAUUUAAUUAUAUUUGCAAGUUUAAAGGACUUUUUUCAUUUUUGCUGAUAUGUGGUUCUGCCAUUUUUUUUCUAAAAGGGUACAAAAAGAUUUUAAAAAACAACUCAAAAGUUAUGCUUGAGAAAUGUUCUCCAUAGGCUGAGUGCACUGAUUUAAAAAAAAAUUCAAAAAGUUGAAUUGUGUAGUCUACAAAUAUUUAGAAACAUUCUGUGUGCUAGAUGUUACGACUUUACUACCUGUGUUCUGUUUGUCUUGUUGAACCUUAUAUUCUUUCAUUCUUCAUGUUGUAUAAAAAUGAAUUUUUUCUUCCAUUCACAGUUUUGGUUUGGCAAACACUUUCAGUCUAAUUUUACCACCCCCUAGAGUCCACCUGAGCACCUGAGUCUCCCCACAGCCUGUUUGAACGUGUUCUACAGGCAGCUGAGGUUUACUUACAGCACUCCACACACGUUCCAGGUCUGAAUGGGCUGAUCCUGAGUUUAAUACAUGACUAUACACUAAAGUAGGAAUCCUCCCUCAGAUAUAUUCUGCAGAGGCAGGAAACGUGUGAGUUUUUUAACCUGCAAACAAAGCAAAGCAAACAAAACAUUUCUCACUACUGCCCCCUGGAGUACAGUAAAGAUACGUCACUUGCCUGAAAGUCAGUCGUCGAGGGUGAAUAUAGAGUGUGGAUUAGAGGGGACAUUGAAUAGGUUUGUUUCUCAGACAUGCACACACAACGCAGCCAAGCCAUGUUGAACAAAACCUCAGGUACAUAAGUAUUAUUUUCCCCUAAAUUUAAAUGCAAAUUCUAACUGUUUCUGAUAAAAACAAUGAGUGAUGUCAUUUUUUCCCCUCAGAAAUAAAAAUGUGCACAGUCAUCGUAGCUGCAUUCUCUAAAAUGUGAACAUGAAAUUAAUUAAUCUGGUACAUUUUGGUACAGAAUUUGAUUUAAGUACGUUACUAUAGCAUGUGUUAAUACAAUUAAAGGACAGCCCUGAGGACAGUCCUGGUUUGUUGUAAUUAACCCCUAAGUGUGUUUUAAACAGCUGGAGUUCUGUGGGUGGGACAAUCAGUGCUCGUAAAUAUGACGACAGUGAGGAAGAGGCUGACUAGAGGGGUAAACUCUGGGAAGUCCACUCUGAUUGGUGGAGGGGCGAUGAGAGCUCUACUCUGAUUGAUGGAAGUGUACUCACCUGAGUAACAUCCUUCUCUGGGGUCAACAGCUCUUCUGUUUUUAUUUUAUUUUGUUAUUAUUUCUUUAAAUUUUCAAAAAAACGUCUGUUUAUUGCUUGAUUGAUAUGGGGGAGAAAACUCGUCGUUACUUUACAAUGUUAAAUUUUCAAUAUUUUCUUUGGAUGGUUGAACAAAAAAUAAGUAAACGAUCAAAUCAUAAAGAAAGAUGGAGUGUGUGUGUGAGAGAAAUGGGAAAAUCAAGCAAAACCAUCAAACAAAAGCAAAAAUAAUUUCAACCUAAAACAAAAGAUCAAACGAACAACAACGAAAAUGUCAAAAAAAGAGAAAAAGAAAAGCGUGUGGUUAGUUUAGAAUAUUUAUUACUGGGAUUUCAGCUGAGGAUGCUUUAAAACUUUUUCAUGGAAUUGUUUGAUUAUUUGUACUUUUCAUGCUAGAAAAAAAUAAAAGUUAAAAAUCUUG
This is a messenger RNA of Anguilla anguilla (European eel), 6182 nucleotides long. Its product is annotated as ELAV-like protein 3. The coding region runs from base 582 to 1685 and encodes 367 amino acids. Gene Ontology annotation, molecular function: RNA binding. NCBI's taxonomy places the organism in Eukaryota, Metazoa, Chordata, Actinopteri, Anguilliformes, Anguillidae. The record is from RefSeq and is a predicted model, not a curated record. The transcript is spliced from 7 exons. Gene Ontology annotation, cellular component: ribonucleoprotein complex.